CGCAACUUAUCCCGUAGGUACUUAUUGAGGGACGAUGCCUCCCGCUUCAUCCUUCCUUACCUCGUACAAGGCAACAUCUUCCAGGGCACCUCAAGUACCAAGUUCGUAGCAGGAGGAGCUGCCUGCCUUUCGCUCAACGCACCCGGCCUCAAAACACCCUCGUCCAUCCAUCCAUCCCCCAGCAGCUUGCGUUCGUGUCAAGAUGACAGUCCAAGCUGCCCACUUCACCCCCGAGGUGCUCCUCUCGGCCCCUCGACGGUCCGCCGGCGUCCCCAACUCGACCGGAGAGCUGGCGCUCUACACGGUGUCGGCCUACUCGUUUGAGACGCACUCCAAGUCGUCGUCAAUCCGCGUCCUCAACAUCAAGGACGGUAGCUCCCACCUGGUCUCCGAGGACCCUGGCGCCAGCGACCCCAUCUGGAUUGGCGAGAAGGAGGUCUUGUAUCUCAAGCCUGCCGAGAAUGGCUGCACCAUGAUCAUGUCCCAGCACCUAGGCGACAAGUCUGAACCGCACAUGAUACACUACCUCGCCGGCAGCAUCUCCAGCCCCAAAGCCAAGCAGCUGCCCUCGGGCAAGGUCGCCAUCUGCUGUGCCGCCUUGACCACGCCCAAGGGCGAUAUGUACUGGCCGCCGGCCGAGGCCAAGUCCCACUCUACGGCCAAGAUUUACACGUCUCUCUUCGUCCGCCAUUGGGAUGCCUGGUCGACGGACAACCAAAACUCCCUCUGGUACGGCGAGCUUGCUAAGAUUGACGGCAAAUGGUCUUUGGAGACCCCCGGCUUCACCAAUCUGCUGGCGGGCACCGGUCUGAGUUCCCCGGUCCCUCCCUUUGGCGGCACCGGAGAUUUCGACAUCGCCGCUCACGGCAUCUGCUUUGUCGCCAAGGAUCCCGAGCUGAACCCGGCGAGGUAUACCAAGACGGAUCUGUACUAUGUGCCCAUCAAAUCGUUUGUCGAGAAGCCUUCGCCGCCCCAGAUUGUCAAAACAGGCAGGUUACGGGGUUACAGCAUCGCACCGACCUUUUCGAGGGAUGGCAAACAGAUCGCCUUUGCUAGAAUGAAGCACGACCAGUACGAAGCCGACAAGACGAGACUGCUGCUGAUACCCGACGUCAAUGACCUGAGCAACGUGCAAGAGUUCUAUGAGACAGACGAUGGCCAAGGAGGAUGGGAUUUGAAGCCGGAUUGGAUUACGUGGAGCAAUGAUGGCAAGGAGCUAUAUGUCGCAGCGGAGAUGCAUGGCAGGGUCAAGCUGUGGAAGCUUCCCUCAUCACCUAAGGAAGCGACUAAGACACCAGUUGCCAUACACGAAGACGGCUCUGUUUCUGAGGCCAGACUACUGGGGAACGGCCCGUCUCUGCUCGUCUCUACGCGGUCUCGCGUCGAGAGCUCCAGCUACGCCAUUCUAGAUCCCUCGACCAAGAAGACCACCGAGGUUUCGUCCAGCUCCAAGAACGGCAAGUCAUUUGGCCUCCACAAGUCGCAGUGCGACGAGAUUUGGUAUCCCGGCUCCGCUGGAUACGACAACCACGCUCUUAUAACGAAGCCGUCCAAAUUUGACCCUUCAAAGAAGUACCCUCUCGCUUUCCUGAUCCACGGCGGGCCCCAGUCCGCAUGGGUUGACGACUGGAGCACCCGUUGGAACCCAGCCAUCUUCGCAGAACAAGGGUACGUGGCUGUGUCGCCCAAUCCAACAGGAAGCACCGGCUACGGCCAAAAGCAUACCGAUGCCAUCACGUGCAAUUGGGGUGGCAACCCCUACGACGACCUUGUAAAGUGCUUCGAGUAUCUGGAGAAGGAGGUCGGCUACAUUGACACUUCGCGGGCUGUUGCUCUCGGCGCGUCCUAUGGAGGAUACAUGAUAAACUGGGUCCAAGGCCAUGACUUGGGACGCAAGUUCAAGGCCCUCGUGUGCCAUGAUGGUGUGUUCUCAACACAGAACCAAUGGUCCACCGAGGAGCUCUUCUUCCCGGAACACGACUUUGGUGGCACCCUUUGGGAGAGCCGAGAUAUCUACACGAAAUGGGACCCCUCGCUGCACACCCAGAAUUGGGCGACGCCCCAGCUGGUCAUCCAUAACGAACUGGACUACCGCUUGCCAGUGUCUGAAGGCCUGGCCAUGUUCAACGUGUUGCAGGCCCGCAACGUUCCCAGCAAGCUAGUCAUGUUCCCCGACGAGAACCAUUGGGUGCUGAGGCCGGAAAACUCGCUGGUCUGGCAUCGUGAGGUGAUUGAAUGGAUUAACAAGUACAGCGGCAUAAGGGACGAGAAAACGACAUGAACGAGAACGUUGCAAUUCACGGUUGGAUAGCCCAAGGCAGGCAUAGCUGGACAUGUAAACGCGGGCUGCUUGCCGUUAUGAGAGGCUACCUCACCCAAAUUGUAAGGGUGGUAGAGCGACCAGCGUCGAUGGUGGAUGAAUUAACUCACGAUACACAAUCAGUGAUCGGUCACGUUGCAUAGUACUCAUAUGUUUUGCAGGACUGAAGGCCCAGCGAC
This is a messenger RNA of Purpureocillium takamizusanense, 2499 nucleotides long. RefSeq lists its product as uncharacterized. The record is from RefSeq and is a predicted model, not a curated record. Gene Ontology annotation, molecular function: serine-type endopeptidase activity. The transcript is spliced from 6 exons. The coding region runs from base 203 to 2281 and encodes 692 amino acids. Lineage: Eukaryota; Fungi; Ascomycota; Sordariomycetes; Hypocreales; Ophiocordycipitaceae. Gene Ontology annotation, biological process: proteolysis.